Messenger RNA from Suillus bovinus, 360 nucleotides. RefSeq lists its product as uncharacterized. Bases 1 to 360 code for a protein of 119 amino acids. The transcript has 4 exons. The record is from RefSeq and is a predicted model, not a curated record. NCBI's taxonomy places the organism in Eukaryota, Fungi, Basidiomycota, Agaricomycetes, Boletales, Suillaceae.
AUGUUCACUUCCCGCUUCGCUAUCCUUACUCUGCUUACCUUCCUCGCUGGUGUCAACGCCAACGGGACAUGUGCAAUGUGCGAUGAUACUGUGGACUUUGAAGGUGUGGCGCUCUACACGCUAGCUAAUAGCACCGUCGAGACCAAUGGAUACACACUUUGCAAGCACCAAGGUGACAUGCGAGUAUUCGCUCAUUAUCUUCAUUUUGACACGCUUGCGGUUAUCAGAGCGACGGCGUAUACGUGGAUGGGGAUGAAUUGUGUCCGAGCACGGUGGGAAAUCAGCCUUGUCCGCAUGAUCGAGACGAGUGAGAGAAGGAAAGAAGAGAUUAAGUGUACAGAGACGGGAGGAGCUGCCUAA